Molecule: messenger RNA, 545 nt
Organism: Macadamia integrifolia
Lineage: Eukaryota; Viridiplantae; Streptophyta; Magnoliopsida; Proteales; Proteaceae
Exons: 2
Coding region: 72-479 (135 amino acids)
Source: RefSeq, a predicted model, not a curated record
AACUAUUCGAUUUGAAUCGCUCAAAAUGAAUUUCUGGUUUUUUUUUUCUCCGAUGAAGGUGAACAAAUACGAUGGGAAUUGGGAGAAGCAAUGGUACGGAGCAGGGAUCUUCGUGGAAGCGAGCGAAGAAGUGGAAGUGGAUGUGUUCAAGAAGCUGGACGAGUAGGGCCGAGGAAUUAGGGCUCACAGUGUCCUCCAUCGGGAAGCUUGGUUUCUUCUCCAAGGCAAAGGAGUUGGGAUUGCUGAGUUUGCUGGAGAAAGUCGCUGGCUUCUUGCCGUCGACUUUGGCUUCGUUAUUGCUACCUCUCUCUGUGGCUGCUAUGGCCGUAAUCGUUGUGAUUCCCGAUGAUUCGGCGGCUCUCAAGCAUAAACACAAGCAGAAGAAGAAAACCGGAAAUUUCAACGAUGGCUCUCAUCGUGAACACGAGCAGAAGAAGAAAAUCAGAAUUUCAACGGAGUGGGUUGGGAUGGGGUUUUGAAGGAAGUAGGGUUUGGUUUCCUCCUUAAACCGGGUUGUAGAGAAAACCAAGAUUUCAAACCGUUUU